Lytechinus pictus (painted urchin) is the source of this 8778-nucleotide messenger RNA. Its product is annotated as ankyrin repeat domain-containing protein 27-like. NCBI's taxonomy places the organism in Eukaryota, Metazoa, Echinodermata, Echinoidea, Temnopleuroida, Toxopneustidae. Bases 848 to 4516 code for a protein of 1222 amino acids. Gene Ontology annotation, biological process: neuron projection morphogenesis; early endosome to late endosome transport. Gene Ontology annotation, cellular component: transport vesicle; tubular endosome; plasma membrane. The record is from RefSeq and is a predicted model, not a curated record. Gene Ontology annotation, molecular function: guanyl-nucleotide exchange factor activity; SNARE binding. The transcript is spliced from 22 exons.
AUGUGGUAUUACAUUUUGGGUUUCAUUCUCCUUUAAUACAAAAGAUGCAUUCUCACAACAAUGAUCAUUUAUGAAUAAAGCCGGUAAUACACCACUUCUACAUGUACAUAAUGUAUUUAAAUGUACAUGAUAUAUGAAUAUGAUUGCAUUGUCAUUUGAACUUUGAAGUAGUUGCAUUGCAGCUUUAGUUUCAUUCAAAUUAAGCUUGGUGAUUAGCACAGUGGAUCAUAUUGCAUUUAUAAAGUAAUGCAAUUUGUUAAUUUGAGAUUUUAUGACACUAAGCUGGUUUGAGUACUUGGGUGUACAUGCUGUGUGAUGUGUAUUUAUAGAACAUGCAUUAAAGAUACAAUGAAUACUGAGAGGUAGUGAGAAAAUACAUAGUAAGGGGUGGGGGGGGGGGGGCUCUUGUGCAGAGGUUUACAUUUCUCAUUAAAUCAGGAGAUAAUUUUAAAAGUUGUCUUUUUAUUCUAUUACUCAUAAAGAAUAAUAAAUAUUUCAAUUGAUCCAUAGGGGUGGGGCAUCUUUUGGCAAUUUCAUAAAGGAGAAUUCAGGAAAAUUUGAGCUAUCUAUAAAUGGUUUGUAGUGAAUGCCUUGGAUAGCAAAGGUAUUCUCCCUAGAGCUAAUAAAUCCAUACAAUGAAUGUUCAUUUUUUUGUCGUCUGUGAUGACAUUGAUAUUUUGUUUUUGAGUGUUCAUUCCAAAAUUUCUCUCACGUUUUUUAAUUUGUUUAUUCUUCUUAUUCUCUAUAAUUGAGAAUAUUUUGUGAAUUUCCAACGGUCUAUCUCGGGCAAUUUCUAGUUCCUUGUUUAAUACUCACUACUUAGAGUCUCUUAUGUCUUCAACAAUGUAUGAUUUGUUUUUCUAUACAGAAAGCUAAAGUAACUGGCAUAGAUAUUACCACUGAAGAGGGAUUUAAAGAGGCUAGGUCUGUACACAUCUUGUUCGAUGAGACAUUUUACAAUGCCAACGAGGAGAGCUUUAGAGUGCUAUGUAUUGACAGACUGCUAGAAGGAGGAACAAAUAUUAUUGAAGAUCCAGUGUUGACUUGUCUUGAGACCUAUGAAGAUUGCUGUGAUUUCCUAUGGGGAAACAAACACAGCAAGACAUCUCAGAAGAAGGUGGAAGACCUAAUGGAACAGUUCUGUAGUACAUCACAGAAAGCUGAUACCCUUAGACAGAUCAUAGAUGCUACGAGUACGCUCUUCACUAAAUGCAUCCAGAUUGCUCUUAAAGAUGUCGUUCUGCGUACAAUGCAGAAGAAUGCAGGCCAUAUGGAUAACCUUAAGAUUGCCAUGGAAACUUAUAUCAUGAAUGGAAUCUACACCAAGGUUUUCAAGGCAGUCAGCCAGUUCUUUGCAGUUGAGGAUGCCAAUCUGAACAAGAUAACCCGGAACCUGUCUGAACUGCAGGUCAAGGAUGUGGGUGUGAGGUUAGAGUUCACCACUAAUGUCCCAAGGGCACGAAGAGAGAUGUCCACCAUUAACAAGUUCAGCACCCCGCUUGGCAAGAUGCAGUGUCUUAGGAGAACGGUCCUUGCGAUCACACAGCAGGGAUUCAGAGGGAAGAUCAAUGAUGGUGCUCGUGCUAUGUCAUCAGAUGACCUCCUACCCUUGUUAGUCUUCUUAGUGGUCAAAUCAGACAUACCAAACUGGCUGGCCACUCUCUCAUACAUGCAGAAUUUCUGUCUCUCAAACUUUGCUGGUGGAGAAUUCGGAUUCUACAUGGCGUCAAUAGAGGCAGCCGUGGAGCAUGUGAAGUCCGGUGCCAUGAGUAACUCCACCCCCGCCACGCCCAUCUCCAUAGACCGGUCCCGCUAUUCUUUGCCCCCCUCCUCCCCUUCAAAGUCUGGGUCAGAGAGCCUGUGGCAGAAAAUAGACUCCUCGGAUCAUGAGAAUACUCCAGCUGUAGAUAUCUUAUUUCAGUGGGUGAUGGAGGGAAACAAGAAUGAUGUUGAGUCUAUGUUAGAGGCCAGCAGUACCGAUUACAGUUGGCUUAUCAAUAAGAUGUGUCAUCCACUCUGCUCUUGUGACAGUUGUGAACAGAUCUUAGCAAGCAAGCGGAAUGACCCCAGAGCAGUUACAGCAUCAUCAAGAGAUAACAGGGGUUGUACUCCUAUGCAUGCUGCAGCUGCUUAUGGUCACCCUGAAAUAAUCAGUAUUCUGAUGAGACGAGGAGGUGAAGUAAAUGUAACAGAUUAUCACGGAUCGACCCCAUUGCAUCUUGCUUGUCAGAGAGGCCAUCAAAAUGUUACAUUACUGUUGCUUGCUAAAAGCGCUCUUGUUAGUAUAGAGGACAAUGAUGGCAAUCGACCUCUGCAUCUUUGCUGUGCUAACGGCCAUGAAGAGUGUGUGAAGGCAUUACUUUACUCUACCAGACCAUCACAGAGAGUGUCUAUCAAUGCAAUAAACACCAGAGGAGAUACAGCACUACACCUAGCAUCAAGAUGGGGAUAUGCUAACAUUGUAUCACUGCUGAUAGAGCACGGUGCAUCAGUAGAAGCGAGGAACAGACGACAGGAGACGCCUCUCAUGUGCUCUCAUAAUAUCAACAUCUCAAGAACCAUUCUAUUCAGUACACAAGAUGAGGCCGACCAGAAUUCAAUGUCUCCAUACGCCACCAGUCCUCCCAUAGCAAGCAUCCUAUCUACUGUUGGUGAUGAAGAUAUUCUGGUGACACCAAUCAAGGUCUCUGUUACUCGACUCACCAAGAAACUACAACCUGCACAGAAAGAGGUUGAGAAGUUGCUUCGCAGUGUUGCCGAUGGUGACAUUCUAAUGAUGAAGCAUCAUCUAGGUUGGCUUAGCGACGAUGAAUACGAUGAUGACGACGACGAUGAUGACAACAUUCCAUUGGACUCUAAAUUGUGUCAUCCUCUCUGUCAAUGUCCUAAAUGUGCAAUGCUACAAAAGCGUACCACGAUCAGCGCGACCGGCCUGAGCGUGAACUCCCACAACCAAGAAGGCUACACAGCCCUCCACGUUGCUGCGUUACACGGCCAUGACGGCAUGAUUGAUGUGUUGCUCCGUCGGGGGGCGGGUGUCAAUCAGAAGAAUGGCAGUAGUCAGCAGUGUACACCCCUUCAUCUAGCUUGCCAGUGCAACCAUCCAAAGAUUGUAUCCAAACUCCUGCAUCAUGCAGCUAAGUGCAAUAUAAGAGAUGUGAGAGGUAACACACCUCUCCAUUACUGCUGCCUGAAUGGACAUCUGGAACCAGCCGAGGCUUUAUUACAGUAUGGUGCCAAUGUAAAUCAAACCAAUCAAAGAGGUAAUACGCCCCUCCACGAGGCAGCAAGGUUUAACUUCACAUCCCUGGUCAAGUUAUUACUGGACAGCGGUCAAGCUAAUCCUCAUUGUAGGAACAAAGCACAGCAGAUACCUCUUAGGCUCACUCAGAAACAAAGUGAAAUUGCUAAGAUGUUGAAAGCAGCAAUGAGACGAGACGAUGACCUGGAGUCGGUGACUUCGACGGAGACCAACGCAUCCUCUGGCUCCUCUCAGACGGAUCCUCUAGAAUCUAUCCAGGAAACGGGACGACCUUUAGCUCCACCACCCCCACCUCUUACACCUCCACCCCCUAGACCUCUUAACAAUGAAAAUACACUCCCGCGACCUCUAAGCGUCCAUGACCUCUUCAACUAUUUCUGCGACACGGACCGUACCACUAUGCGUGCCUUGAACCAAUCCAUCAGGGAAUUUGAACCCGCCCGUCAACUCAGACAUGUCGAGGUUGAGGACAAGCACCAGGAGAACUGGAAUCUCUAUCUUAGACAACAGCUUGAAAUCCAGCACUUUGAUAAAAAGAAACUGAGACGAACCAAGACUGAGGAUAAGAGUGGACCAUUCUUUGAUUUGAUCAAAGAAAUUAGCAAUACAUCCCAUAUUGAGAACUCAGACAGUGACUCGGAUCAUGUGAUGCCAGAACAUCAGGAUGAUUACCAUGACAACAUGACACCUGAAUCAUCAGGUUACCAUGGCAACCCAGAGGAAGAAAGUGAUAGGACACCAUCUGAAUUAAAAACAAUAGAACGGGACAAUGAUGGAUUAUCUGGUUUCAUCGGAUCAAGUAGUUUUUCAAAGGAGUCAACAGAGACUUUAGAAAGAGGGAACCUCGACAGAAGCGAAGUAGUGGACCAAAUUAGUGAUGCAGGGGAAGAAAAUGGUGCGUUGAAACCCGGGACGCACUCGUCCAUUUUGAGCUCCGCUGUAUCGAGGACAGACGCAGAACACCGAACGCUAGUAAACCAAAGCCAAAACAAUUCAAACAGCAAUAGUGUAUACAUUGGUUCAUCUGUGAAUCACAAAGACGAUGUAUCAUUAAAUGGAGCAGUCCUUGAGAGUGAGAACACACCUGGAUGUGUUAACACUCAUAUUAACCAUGAAGAUCAUUCAAGAGGAACUGUUGAGGAUGAUGCGUAUCAUAGCAACCAAGACCAAGGGAGAGUGCAUCCUCCUGUAGAGGGUUUGAAGAUACCAAUAUCAGGCUCCACUCUUAAUGGAGUUUGCCAAGAUGAAGAGUAGUUCAUAUCUUUAUGUACUUCUUUUUCCCCCCUGUUCAAAGGAAGACAAUGGCAGUGAAUAUCUUUUUAAUCAUGAAAUCUGCAUUACAACUCAAUUAAGAGAAUAGUCAGAAGUGAAAUGUUGCACAGUUUGGAGUUUUCAAGUAUGGUGUUGGUGUUGGUGCUGGAAGCAAUAUGAUGAACAUUGAUUAUAAACACCAUACCAGUCUCAUUAUUGAUAGUUCAACACCAAGUUAAGUCAGCACCAGCAGGUGAUGAAUAGUUUUAUUACCAUAGCUCCAGCACCAGCUUUUUAACACCACAUUUGGAAAUACCCUAAGUAAUGGUAUAUCUUCCAAACAACAGGGAGAUACCUGUCGAAAGUGACUGUGCAUUUUACUGUAUUUCACAUCUCUUAUCUCCUCCACCUCCUCGUUUUUUUUUUCUUCAUCUUUGCCUUCUUCCUCUCCUCCAUCUUCUUGUCCUACUAUUCCUCAUCCUUGUUAUCUUUAUCCUUCCCAUUCUCUAAUUCCCUAUCUCGUUUCCCUCUCCUUCUCUUCCCUCUUCCUCUGUUUCAUUGGGACUUCUAUCAGGACUGUCUUUAGAAUGUAUUACUAUGUAUACCUCAUUGUAUGCUGCAAGAUCAAUAGAAUUUAUUAGCUAAUCCUGGCUCCAUCAAACAAAAGGGAUAGAUUUAAGUGUACUUACUUACCUUGUAUUGAUGUUUUAUGUAUUAAAUUGUCUUCUUGCAUACUAACUCCCCCCCUGUCAUUCCACAUGUUUUCCCUGUUUCCCUUUCUUCAGUAAUAAGUGAUGUAUAAUGAUAUUUACAAUUUUCCUCUCCACAGAUAUGGUGGAUCUAGAAUAUCCUCCUUUUUUUGGGGGGGGGGUUGGCAAAGUCAACUAAUACAUGUUUCUGAGAGGUAAUUUGCCAUGGUAGAUUUUCAUUUGUUACCAUACUUUUUGUUGAUGGAAUCUUCAAUUUGGUUCUGAUAUGCAACAAAUUUGUUUUGGUUUGAGUGUGGCUUACAUUUCAUUUUAUAUUUUUGGAUAAUAUUGCUUAGAUUUUCUUUCCUUCAAGUGCUUGUGAUAUAGCAUUAUAUUCAUCUCACACCAUCCAUACAUACAGGAAGCAGUAAGUUUAGAUGCCGCAUUUUGUAGUGCUAUGCUAGGCAAGCAUGGUGUGAUCUCCGGUGGACAAUGUUCUGAAUCACAUGAAUACGACUCCCAAUUCAGAUCAAGCAAAAGUGAUUGAUUUGAAAUUGAAGUUGCUUUUGAUUUUUAAAAUCUGCUUUCAAAUGAUAGCAUUAGUAAGUGCUGCAGUAAGUUGCUAAAACGGUUGCCCAAUAGUGACUGAGAAAAUCAUCACGAUAUUGAAUAAAUUGGCAACACAAUAUUUGAAUUAGCUGUUCACUGACCAAAGCUAUUACAAGAUCUGUUGGUAUAUAAAAAGCAAAUAGGCAUGAGUGCGAUGGUCUGAGAUUUCGCAUGAGGUGAAAGAAAGAUGCUCUAUUCAACGAGGCAUUAGCCGAGUUGGAUAGAGCGUCUCUUUCUUUCACCAAAUGCGAAAUCUCGCACCAUUGCACAAAUAAGAAUAUUCGCUAUUUGUGUUGUACAACGCCUCAGAAUAUAGCGAAAAUAUGAACAAAUUAAGAGUUUUUCCCUGCAGUAAUCUAUGGAAAGGGAGCAAAAAUAUUGAAAACGAAAAGCAAAAUCCCACAAGCGCACAUGACCUUGGGCAGCAUUGCGCAUUUAGCCAGCAGGCUAUACGCCUAUUGCACCUUCAUUUUUACUGAGCGCAAUAAAUUGAAUUGUAAUGUGACGUCACCUCCUAAAGCCGUGCAACGGUACAUUUUGGAUGGUACAUGUAUGUCGUGUGUGCAACGGUACGAAUGUUUGACAUUCAGUCUCCCAUAUGCUUGCGUACAACAAGCUAAGUAGGCGUUGUACAAUAACCAAUGGAUGAUAAUUUUCCUUUGUUGCUGUGUAUGUUGCACCUUCAUUCUUUUAAGAAAGCAAUAUUCCUACAUGAAAGCUGAGAAGACAUUUGAAUAUUCUAAAUAAAUGAUUGGUUAGUAGGUGCUCAAGUGAUAAUUUUUCACUAUAUUUUCCGGGGCAUGCUCAAUAUAUCAUUAAGCAUGCACAGUCUUGCCCCGUAAAAAAUAUUUAAAAAACUAUUCAGAGGUCUCGCUGAGUCCUGGGCACACCCAAAAGUGGGUUUUCUCUUGUAGGCAUCUCUUGACAUGGCUGUGAAGUCUCUGAUCUCAUUAGUGCAGUGACUGAACGUAUCUGGAUCAGACGGGGGAUGAAGACCAACUCGGACAAGAUUAACGUGAUUUAUCGUUAAAAAGCUAAAGAAGGGAUUAUAUAAAAUAGUACUUGCCAGUCCAACCUCGGAUGAAUAAUUCCCCACUACACUUUCUCAAAGCCAGGUAUAUUUGUAUUAUAUACAUUGGAACAGGCUUUGCCAUAUAUGGUUACAGCAGUUUCAAAUAAAAUAAGUUUAUUUCAUGUUUAUUAUUAUUUUAUCAAUAUUCUAACAAAGCUCUGAGAUUAUGAAUUACAGUGUAAACUCUGUGUAACAUCCAUGGUAACAAAAGAAUAACCUUGUAAUAUCAAGAAUCUUGUAACCAGUUGAUUGUAACUUUGGAGAAAUAUUGAUUCUACAAUAAAUUUUAUGUUUUAUGCUUCAGCGCCUGGGUUGAAAAAAAAAUUGCAUUUGAUCCAAAUUAAACUCAAAUUGAGAACGAUCUCAACUCCAGUUCACUUGACAAUGUUUGUGACGUUUCUUUGUGUGUUUUAAGCAUGUGUGUAUUUUUUUCUCAACAUUUAUAUGGGAGAUAUUUGGCUGUCCUUGUAUUUUGUAGUGAAUUCUUUUACAUCAUUAAUAUUGAUUAAUUCAUAGUUAAUUGAUUUAUUCCUUUGAUUACUGCAACAAAUGAAUGGUCAGUCGUGUGCAAUAACGUAAUAUGGAAAUGAUGAUGCAAAUAGAAAUUAAGAUAAUUUUUCCAAUUUCAGUAUGAUUAUCAGUGGGACUGUCAGUAAGUUCCUGUGAAAUUACGUUUACUUCAUGUUUACUUCAAAUAUUUAUCAUCUAGAAAAGAAGGUGUUAUAACUUAAGAAAAAGUAUUAUUUAGUACAUUUCUUUGAUGUUUUGUUAUCAGUCUCUUAGAUUGCUAUUUAAUGUAGAUGUUCUACAGCUCUUAUGUUUAUGGUCAUGUUUCUUUUCCCCAUUUAGGAUACACAUACAUAUAUAUGAUGCAUUGAGCAUGUGCAUGAUAUGCCAUCAUAUCAAAUUGUUAUGACUAAGCUGAAAUACUUUAUGUAUCUAUUUAUUCUUGAAGAGUAUAGUUAUUGCCAUCAGAAAAGCUAGGCAUAUGGAAGAUGAUCUAAGCUUGAAGAUGGUCAAUGAAGCAAUUAUCACUCUAACUCUUAGUAUGAUAAAGACCUUCAAUAAACAAACAUGUAAUGCAUAAUUAUUUAAUGACUUAAUACAAGUAAAGAUUUUAUGGGAUAUAUAGUCCACAACUAGUUAUGUAUUAUACAAAUGCCAAUUUUAUCAUGACAAAUCAUUCUUAUAUACCCUAUACACUUAACCAUAUGGGCAUUUAAGAAUACAAUUGAUUUUUGUUGGACAGAUUAGUAUUUCAUUAGAUAUAUUUUGAAUAUGAUGAUAAACUAAUGCCCCAACUGGGCGUUGUGGCUUGUGCCUGUAAUCCAAGCUAAGUGGGGAAGUUACAAAUUGAUGCAGAGGUUCGAGCCCUGGUCACGUCUUUCGGAUGGUGAUGUUAAAGGUCGGUCCCAGACGUAAAUAAUAUCUAAUUGAUACACGUCUGACAAAACUCAAAUACAUACACCCUUUAAUUUUCUUCACCACCUAUGUGUUAACUACAAAGAUUAUUAUUUGUUUUCAGAGUUAAAUGAUUCCUUUAAUGGAGUUACAACUUUUUUGUAACAAGAAUAGUCACCCACCCUAAGAUGAUGUGUACUAAUAAAUUGUGACUGUUAGGAUUAUCGGCAAUAAAUUAAUUAUGAAUUUAUUCUGACAAUUAUCACAGUUUGUUCAAGUUGUAAUGUUUUCAUAUCUUUAAAUUGCAGGCAGGCAUGUUCUGGUGUUGUAUUGUUCCCUUUAAAGUGGCAAAUUUGUGAGGCUUUGCUCCCAUUAUGACUGUACUUCAUUCUAAUUCAAAUAGUUAUGUUCACCAAGUAUAUUUCCUGCUCUAUGUGUAUGUUGAUUCUUUUCUCAAAGUUUAAGUAAAAUAUAUUUCUAAUAUAUUAUUCUAA